CUUGGGUAGCAGCCUGUCAACAAGAUGGCCUUCCUCUCAGCCGCCUGCACUCCGCUCCAUUAUUUUGGUUGUUGGGGGAGCGCAUUUUACUAGUCGGCCUGCUCCGCUGGCGAGCAGGAGGAUGGUCUCGCGAGUCGAGCUUUUUCGUAAAGUACCGAAACUAUAGUUGGCUUUAAUGCGGGGUUUUCCCCAGCAGACCGAGCGAACAAGAAGUAACAAGUAGUUAAACGUACAUAAAGAGGAUAGUAAGAGUAGUAGGACCUGUCCUCUCGCUGAGGAGCAAGGCCGGAGUUCCGACAGCCCCCUACGUGCCUUUGCGGAGAAGAGUACCGUCACAUACCGGGUGAUAAUAAUAUAGGGAGCCCGAGGUCGCAUGCCCUCCACCCUGCGGUGCUGCUGUAUGGCCAGCACUGCGAGCAUGAGAGGCGACGGACGCAUCGGCUCCCCAGCAUAAACGCAGACGGUGCGAGCACAGCAUGCUUCCCGCUGGCCCAUGAUGGACCGAGACACCUUCUCCCACAUCCGACUAUGGUGCCCGCGCCCCUUUGGAACCUACUCCCAAAACAAGCCCAGAGGGGGGGCCUGUGGUGCAGGGGCCUCCUUCUGCAAGGUCGACGCCGCGGGACGUACGACCUCGGAAGCGGCCGGGGCGGGAGACGACCAGGAAGAUGCCGGCUCUGAGAACACACCCCCUGACCCAGCCCUGCCCUCUAGUGCCCCUGCAGUGUCGGCUCCAGCCCCCUCCCCGCCUAGCGCCCCUAUGGAGGAUGGGCGGGUGCUGCUCGAUACCUGGUAUGUCAUCAAGCCCGGCAACACCAAGGAGAAGAUCGCCUUCUUCGUGGCUCACCAGUUCAGUGGUAUGGGCCUUCCCCGGCCCAGCGCCAUGAAGGUCAAAGGGAACUGGGCCACAGACUGCACCAAAGCCAAGCGGCGGAGGCGCUGCUCAUCCUACGACCCGCCGGCCCGCGCGCGUGACCCCAUCCCCGAUAGCGCCCCACAGAUCCCCCCCGGCCCUGAGGAUGGCCUCAAAGUCGGGGAGACAGACCUGCUGUCGGUCGCCGAGAUGGUGGCACUCGUGGAGCAGCGCACGGCCAUGGCACUACAGGGCAUGGUUGCUCAAGGCCCGGUGCCCCCUGGUUCGACCCAGUUGCGUGGCUCCCCACUGGAGCCCACGCCGCUCGUGUACCUUUCGGAACCCCCUGAAGCCCAGGCCCCAUUCACCUCAGCUAUGGAGCAGCAGGAAUCGCGGCGCGUGGCCCAGGCGGUCGCCCACUUUGAGCAACAGCAGCUGGAGAACAGGCUGCUCCGGGCAGGAAACGGGCCACAGACUGGGGAGAGUGACUGCCAGGGGGACAAGGGGGGCAGGGGUCCGCAUAGGCGUGGCGAGGUCAGGAUCGCCUUCCGGGUCUCCAGUCUGGAUCCGAGGUCUCAGUCAGAACCAGCAGGUCGGCCCAGCUGCAUGUUCAUGAGCUGUGGGGGCUCGGGGAGUCAGACGGGGGCUCGGGCCAAAGAGAAGAUCACGUGCGACCUGUACCAGCUGGUCAGCCCGUCCAGCCGAGAUCCGGGCCUCCUGCUGCCCACGCCGGCCAAACCAGAGCCCCAUGGGGACAGCCCCACCGAGCAUCUCGUCACUGGAGUCCCUGGCUCCGAGGCGGCCCAGGACUCAGGCCUGGGGGACAAAAAGGCAGCGGGUCGCGAGCAUGUGACGGGUUUCCAUGUGGAGGUGGUGGUGACGGGCGCCGUAGACCAGUGUGUCUUUUAUGGCAAGGACAGCACGGAGAACGUGCAGGAGGAGACUGUGUGCUUCGCCAUGGGGAACGGCACUCCCUCUACGGACGCCAGCGAGGACCCUCCUCCUGGACAGCUUUUUUUCCUGCAGUCCCCCCGCCCUGAAGACGAGGCAGGGGCUGACGUCGGGGGACUGCGCCCGGUGGAAUGUGGCGGUACCCACGGGUCCGCAGUGGGGGUGCCGGAACGGCCUGAUUCCCCCUCGGCAGGCUCAGAUGACUGCCCCGACUCGUCGUCCUCCUCGUCCUCCCUGUGCCGCCUCUACCGCCACGUCUCGCACGACUUCCUGGAGAUCCGUUUCCAGAUCCAACGGCUGCUGGAGCCCCGGCAGUACAUGCUGCUGCUCCCGGACCACAUCAUGGUGCACAUCUUCAGCUACCUGCCCACGCGCUCGCUGGCUGCCCUCAAGUGCACCUGCCACGACUUCAAGGCGCUGAUCGAGACGUACAGCGUGCGCGCCACCGACUCGCGCUGGAACCAGGACCCGCUGUACCGCGACGACCCCUGCAAGCAGUGCAAGAGGCAGUACGCACGUGGCGAUGUCUCCCUGUGCCGCUGGCACCCCAAACCCUACCACCACGACCUGCCUUACGGACGCUCCUAUUGGAUGUGCUGUCGCCGUACCGACAAGGACACGCCGGGCUGCCUGGUGGGUCUGCACGACAACAACUGGGUGCAGCCCUGUGAGUUGGUGCAGAGCCGUGCCAAGAGGGAAGACGGGAGCUGAUAAGCACCGUAUCAGGCCUUGGCAACCCUGAUCCAGGAAUGCCGGCAUCCAGCGGGUUUUCCAUCCUACCUGAUGAGUUACUAUCUGCCUGAGAUCAGGUAGGAAUGAAACCUGCUGGGUACCAGCACUAUCUCUGCCCUUUGUGCUGAGUCAGUAAAAUACACACUUAAAUUGGUACAAAUGGUCCUCCAUUGUGACAUUUCCUACACACGCAAAAACACUGAAUUACAAAGUAGUAUAAAGUUUUCAAAAGUUUUGCUGUUCCACAUUUCUGUCUGGAAAUAAAUUAAGAUAUGAGGUUGUGAAGCAUAUCAGCUUGUACUGUCACUCAAACCAUGUAGCUGGUUUAAAUGAGGUUGUAAUUGACAGCAUAUAGUUAAUCCCACGCGCUACACAUUCCUCCAAAUGCUAGUAAAAACAGGUCAUCAUAAACAUAGUAAAGACCAUCAUUCUUUUAUUGUUUUAAAUACUACUUCGUGGAGGGGUGGUAUAAUGCAGUGGUUAGCACUGUCACUUCACAGCUGUGGGACCUGGGUUCGAGUCUCCGUGUGUGUGGAGUUUGCAUGUUCUCCCUGUGCCAUCGUUGUAUCUGCCACCAAAGUGUGUGUGUGAUGUAAUGGGUUGGCACCCCAUUCUGGGUCAUUCCCUGCUUUGUGCUCAUGGGCACCAGACCUCCUGUGAACCAAAUUAAAGAAGGUGGACGGACCAUUUUUAGAGAUUUAAUGGGUUAACAAAAUUAAGUCAUUAAUUCUACAUUAUGUAGAUAUUACUAUUAGCAAUUAUGCUGUAAAGCUGAUGGUCCAUGGAAGACAAGAUGUUUUUAGCAGCAACU
Paramormyrops kingsleyae is the source of this 3347-nucleotide messenger RNA. The record is from RefSeq and is a predicted model, not a curated record. NCBI's taxonomy places the organism in Eukaryota, Metazoa, Chordata, Actinopteri, Osteoglossiformes, Mormyridae.